Molecule: messenger RNA, 2994 nt
Organism: Bombus impatiens (common eastern bumble bee)
Lineage: Eukaryota; Metazoa; Arthropoda; Insecta; Hymenoptera; Apidae
Product: probable maleylacetoacetate isomerase 2
Exons: 5
Coding region: 195-848 (217 amino acids)
Biological process (GO): L-phenylalanine catabolic process; glutathione metabolic process
Cellular component (GO): mitochondrion; cytoplasm
Molecular function (GO): maleylacetoacetate isomerase activity; glutathione transferase activity
Source: RefSeq, a predicted model, not a curated record
UUGUGUGAACCCCAGACUGGAAUGAGACAGUGGAAUGGGAUGUCUGGCAAUCGAAUAAAAGGGGAGGGAGGAGUAAUUUCGCGCGUUGAACGGAUACCGAAUAAUUUCGAAGAGAUUCGCAAGUCACAGCGUCGUCUCGAGUAAUCGGGCAAAGAUCAUUAAGUAGGCGAAUCCGUCCAUCAAAGCCCGACGAGAUGUCCGUCAUGGGAAAGCCAGUACUCUACUCCUAUUGGCGGAGUUCUUGCUCGUGGAGAGUACGAAUUGCAUUGAAUUUGAAAGAAAUCCCCUAUGACAUAAAGCCAGUUAGCUUGAUAAAAAGUGGUGGAGAACAACAUUCUAAUGAAUUCCGUGAGAUCAAUCCAAUGGAGCAGGUGCCUGCACUUCAUAUUGACAAUCACACGUUAAUAGAAUCUUUAAAUAUCUUGCAAUACCUAGAAGAAACCAGACCACAUCGACCUUUAAUGCCUGCAGAUCCAGUAAAACGAGCAAGAGUCAGAGAAAUUUGCGAGGUUAUUGCUAGUGGUAUACAGCCCUUGCAAAAUUUAGUCGUGUUGAUUUAUGUUGGAGAAGAACGCAAGAAGGAAUGGGCACAACACUGGAUUACUAGAGGUUUAACAGCUGUAGAAAAAUUAUUGUCAUCCAGUGCAGGGAAGUACUGCGUAGGUGAUGAAAUCACAUUAGCAGACUGUUGCUUAAUACCACAGAUAUUUAAUGCAAGGAGGUUUCUCGUCGACCUACGACCUUUCCCAACGAUUUUAAGGGUAGAUCGUCAUUUAGAGAAUCACCCAGCCUUUACCGCUGCUCAUCCAAACAAUCAGCCUGAUUGCCCACCAGAGGCAACCAAGUAGCAAGCAAGGCAGACCACCCUCUUCCUCUUCUAAUUUAUUAGAAAUAGGAAGGGAGUGGUCCAAUAUGUUGUAGUUCUGUGGUGACAAAAGGUGAUGCAAUUUGAUUUUUAAAAAAGAUAUUAGCAUAUAAUUAUGUUAAAAUGAUAAUAAUAUACGCCCUAGUGUUGUAUAUUAAUUAAUUUUUAAUACCACAUGUUGUAAAUUGAAAUUUACGAAUACAACUAUUUCUUUUUUCUUAUCGUUUUCUAGGAUUAAAUUCUUUUGUUUAGUAGAAGUAUACACCUUUUAUCACUUAUGAACUACCUUUAGGUACCGAAAUGGUAAACAGUGGAACGUAGAGUAUCGAACUCUAUGAUGAUUUUCAGUUGUUUGUAAAACCGAAUUCCGUGAUAUGAUAUCUGUUUCGGGUGAAAAAACGCACUGUACCAUUUCUGUACUUAAUCAGAGGAUAAGAAUGUUGGCCUGUUUUUAUUUUUGUUAUAUUUUUUCAUUGGUUUCUAUAUACACAGAAUCAAAAUUAACAAAAUUUGUCUUCGUACAGUACUUACAAUUACUUUGUAAAACGUACUGACCUAUUAUAAAUAGGUUCUGUUGUCUGAAAUCAAAAGUUUACUUUUUAUACACUUACAAUAAUGUAAUUUUUCAGUUACUUUUAGCUUACUUAGAUUAAGGAGAAGUGUUGCUAUUAAAUAAUAUUAAAUAUAACUUGAAAUUCUUUACCGAGUAUAAAGUAGCAGAUUUAACAUCGCAGGUACACAUACUCACAUACAUACACAUUGAAUAAACAAAGAAAUAAAGAGGAAACGUGUAAUAAGGGAAUGCAAUCUGCUCAAACUCCGUAAUAAUAUCGAGGAAUGAAAAGUACAAAUCAAAUUCCUUUUUCUAAAGCUUUAUCUUGAGUAUGUUUCGUUUUGCUCCGUACUAUGUCAGUCCAUAAGUGAACAUUUUCAAAUAGUAGAUACGAGGUAAUUUCGAUUUUAUAUAUUUUUUUAAUGUUAAAAAAAUAGGAAGGUGUGCUCGAUUUUAAUAUGUCGCACAAGCUCGUCACGUGUGUAUUAUUAUUAAGAUAGAAUCAUUCUUUUCAGCGUUCCAUGGGAAAGAAGUUACAUUUUAAAAUCAUUCAAAAAUGAUUUUUCACUCGACUCUAUCAAACCGAUAGAAAACAAUAAUUAAAUAGAAAUUUCGUAGGAUACUUUUACGUUUCAAUAUUGAGCACCCUUUGGAACUUUACACUAUAUUUUCUUGCGAAGAGUAAUCUUUAUAUAGAGAUACAUUUUUUAUUGUAUCACCUAUAUUGUAUAACUUUGACAUAUUUUGUAGUUUUAUACACAAAUGAUACGUUUACUGUACAACAAGGUUCACACGAACAAAAGUCAAGACGAAACAGAAUCGCGUGGCAAACUUUAUCAAUAACUUCGGCAUUGUUCCUUAUUGCCGGGUUCCUUCUUGCCAUUACUUUCUACGGAAGUAAAAACUAUCCUUGAUUUAUAAAGAAAUCGUACGAUGGCAAAAAGUUAGUAAUUCGCAGUGUUUAAGAGAAUACCGUAUUAUGUAAGAACGGGAGGGGGUUGGGGGAACGUUUGUUUGCAUGCUUCUGUCAUGCAACGGUCUAUCACAUACAUAGAGAUAGUUUAUAAUUUAUAUUCUAACGUAAAGGAGGAGAAAGACGUAACAUACACUUCGUAUUUAGAUAUGUGCAUUAUGCAAACGUGUGAUUAGAUAAUAACAUAUGUAUAUAAUUUUUAUACAACAAAAAUUGGAAUGUUACACGCGGAAAACAGUUUCAGCCAUAUUUUCGAGAUGGCUGUUCAUACUGUGUCGACAAAUAUAUCGCAUGUCAUAUAUUACAAAGUUUAUAGAGCACGCAUAAGGAAAGGAUGCAAACAAGUGGUGCCCUUCGAGCGUAAUCGCACAAAAAAGAUUUUUAUUUCUUCGACGAUCUCUCUGUUAUCGAGGCAUGUAUCAUGGAACACUUCGAUCAAUGCGACGUAAGAUGCUAGUGGACGUUAAUAAAGUGUCGCGAUAGCGAGGAAGAGAGCCUAACUUUUCUUUGUAACUCUCGUGAUAUUUGUUACUCUUGUAAUAAUAAAAUAUCGGAGUAAGAGAAAUGGAUAAUUUUUAUGAAAAAUGUUUGGAGAGAAAGAGA